UCUUUCGCUUGGUGGGGAGGGGGAGGGUGUGGAAAAGCUCGCGAGGGAAGGGAAGGGAUAUCUUCGUUUCGCUUGUCCGCUGUUCGCGAUUUCGUGCCGUGGUGGUGCGUUGCUGCUGUUAAAUAAUCGUAAUCAACGUCGAAACACCGUAAGGUCGGCCACACUUUCUCCAAGAUAACGGACUCACUCUAGACGGAAGUUGCCACGGAUUAACACAGCAAACAUGGAGGUCGAAUUUGUGGAUGCCAAAUCAUCGAAAUCGCUCGGAAAGUGUCGCGUACCCGUCGACACUACUCUGCAAGCACUGAAAACCGAGGUGCAAAAGCUGAAACCCGCCCUGACCGUGCACCGCCAGUCGCUCCGGCUGGAGGCACGCGGCAAAGCACCAAAGGAAAGCGAAACGCUGAAAACGCUCAAUGUCGCGUCCGGUGCCAAAAUCUACGUCCGCGAUCUUGGUCCACAAAUUAGCUGGAAAGGUGUGUUUCUGGCGGAAUACGCGGGACCGAUAUUUGUGUAUCUGAUCUUCUACCAGCGGCCUUCGCUCAUCUACGCCAAUGCCGACAAUCCGAUGAGCCUUACCGCCAAAAUUGCCGCCGCAUGCUGGGUUGGGCACUACGCAAAACGUCUGCUAGAAACGCUGUUCGUGCACAGGUUCUCUCAUGCGACCAUGCCGCUACGGAAUCUGUUCAAAAACUGCUCCUACUAUUGGGCGUUCGCCGGUUACGUGGCAUAUCACGUGAACCAUCCACUCUUCACGGAACCCUCACCAGCACUGGUAUACGCCGGGUUGGCUACAUUUGUGGUCAGUGAAUUGGGCAAUUUCUCUAUUCACAUUUUGCUGCGCAACCUGCGACCGGCUGGUUCGAACGUGAGAAAAAUCCCCGUACCGGAUGCAAACCCGCUUACGCAGCUGUUCAACUUUGUCUCCUGCCCGAACUACACGUACGAGUUCUUCUCUUGGGUCGGCUACACCCUGAUGACGUCCUGUAUUCCGGCCGGUCUGUUCGCUGCCGCCGGCAUGUACCAGAUGACCGUGUGGGCUCUCGGCAAACACCGCAACUACAAGAAGGAGUUCAAAGACUAUCCGAAAAAUCGCAAAGCUAUCCUUCCGUUUGUGCUGUAAAGCGGACGUAGACUUAGCAUGGACGUGUAACGUUUCGAAGGUAAGAGAUUACGUUUUGGUAUUUUUGUGUGUGUUUUUUUUUACGUUUAACAAGGGAUUGUGGGAUGCGUUUUGAGCUAUUACUAUUAAAAGCACUUAAGUUUGCCGUUUUCUUCUAGCUAAGAUUUUUUUUUGAUGUUGUUUCUCUUACGAUGGUUGAGGUUAUAUUUCCCUGUUGCAGUGGAAUAUGUGGUCGGAGAAUUAAAAGACAUUACCUUUUUUCCAAAGCUACGCUCGUGUUGCAACAAGCGCUUAUGAGGAUUUCAUUCGAGCUCAGCAUUUAUUUAUUAAGUGGCGCACAGAACCAUACUGUGUUUGAGCUACAGCAGCAUUCCCUAGUGACGCAUCUGCAAUUAUACUUCAACCAUACAUUCGAGAGCAAGCAUGAGAUGGAGUAGUUUUCAACCCGAACAAAAUGCGACAAUUGCAACACUUAAGUAAUGAAACUAGUUAGUAAGUGCAGCUGAGGGAAUUCAAAGGAACGAACAAAAUAAAUACAACAAACCAGGAGA
This is a messenger RNA of Anopheles stephensi (Asian malaria mosquito), 1674 nucleotides long. RefSeq names its product probable very-long-chain enoyl-CoA reductase art-1 (gene Sc2). NCBI's taxonomy places the organism in Eukaryota, Metazoa, Arthropoda, Insecta, Diptera, Culicidae. The record is from RefSeq and is a predicted model, not a curated record. Gene Ontology annotation, biological process: very long-chain fatty acid biosynthetic process. Gene Ontology annotation, molecular function: oxidoreductase activity, acting on the CH-CH group of donors. The transcript is spliced from 5 exons. The coding region runs from base 224 to 1123 and encodes 299 amino acids.